GCAGCCGCCGACCACACGAUGGGCUUCAUCGGCUGCUCAAUGGCUGAGAACAUUGGCCAGGGAUACGUCGCUGGCGGCGGAAAGCGUAUGUGGCCCAACUAUGGCACCAGCGGACAGGUGGUUCAAUCAUGGACCGACGUCAACUCGGCUUCAUGGAAGCUGUACGACCAACAAGUGGCCAAAUACGGCAAGCCCAACGCCGUGUGGGUACAAAUUUGUAUAUUCGCGCAACAGGGCGCCACGGCCGACGAGAUCAAGAAGAUGAUCGCCAAUGCACGCACGCAUUCCCAGCCUGACGCCGCGAUCUACCUCACUGGUCAGCCGCUCUACGAUGCCGGUUAUGACUGUUUCUUGGCUGGUACCGGCGGUGCUGCCAAGACUGACGCUCUUGCCAAGUCUGUCGCUGCGGAUACCUCACUCGUAAACGUCACAUACCCGGGCUCCUUCCUCCUUCAUCCCAGUGAGGUCCAAGAUGGUUGCCACGCCAAUGCUGAUGGACAAAAGUCGCUGGGCCAGCAGGCCAUCGCGUUCUGGGGUUAA
Molecule: messenger RNA, 540 nt
Organism: Truncatella angustata
Lineage: Eukaryota; Fungi; Ascomycota; Sordariomycetes; Amphisphaeriales; Sporocadaceae
Exons: 1
Source: RefSeq, a predicted model, not a curated record